This is a messenger RNA of Cooperia oncophora, 291 nucleotides long. Lineage: Eukaryota; Metazoa; Nematoda; Chromadorea; Rhabditida; Trichostrongylidae. The record is from the annotation of a GenBank genome assembly.
AUGGGGAAAAAGGAGAUGUCAGCUACAACAGCAAGAAAACGAAAUGAAGGAGAGGGACCGCCUUAUGAGUUUUCAGUGCAAAGAACUGUGAGAAAACAGCCCGAGUCGUUACACAGGCAACUCAAAUACAGACCAAAAAUGGAGGCUCUGGAGAGCAGUGAAAACGCUCAGAUUCCAAAUAUGGUUUCUCUCAGCUCUCCUAAGAGGACUGUGGAACAGUCUCCCGUAGAGCCGCUGAAAGACAGCGAUCUUGAAGAAACACCCGAGGACCUGCCCGUCAGCCAAGAAUAA